Arabidopsis arenosa is the source of this 3825-nucleotide messenger RNA. NCBI's taxonomy places the organism in Eukaryota, Viridiplantae, Streptophyta, Magnoliopsida, Brassicales, Brassicaceae. The record is from the annotation of a GenBank genome assembly.
ACAUUACUUUUCUCCUCCUACAUAUAAGGAGCUCCACACUCCCUCAAACUAAACCAAUUCAAAUCAUCUCUAUUCGUCAUCAAUACAAACAACCAUUCUCAAUUCCUCACUUUUGAUCCACAUUUUCACUAAUGGCUUCCAGUUCAAUCAGCAACUCAUCAUGGACAGCGAAAGAGGACAAGCAAUUCGAAAUGGCGUUGGCAAAAUACGACAAGGAGACUCCUGACCGUUGGCAAAAAAUUGCGAGGGCAGUUGGUGGGAAAUCAACUGAAGAAGUAAAGCGACACUAUGAAUUGCUCCUUAGGGAUGUGAAUGACAUUGAGUCAGGACGCUAUCCACAACCUAGUCGCAUUUCAAUGGCUGCUUCUAGAUUAUGUUCGGCGGCGGCGAUAGCUGCUGCGUUUACUUCAAUGUCGAUGUCACAAAACCGCGCUUACGCUGACUCGCGAUUCCGCUUUCCUUUCUUCUCUUCUUCACCUCCGGCAGAAGAAUCUCCAACCGAUCAUAAGUCUUCAUCGGAGACUAAACCUGACUCCGAUGAACCUAAAGGAUCUGGUUUCGAUCCUGAGUCCUUGGAAAGAGGUGCUAAAGCUCUUCGUGAAAUCAACAGCUCUCCUCACUCCAAACAGGUGUUUGAUCUAAUGCGAAAGCAGGAGAAGACUCGAUUAGCUGAAUUAGCUGCUGAGAAAGAACAUAAUGAAGCUAUUCAAGCACAGAAAGACAUUGAACGACAGCGGAAAUUGGCCGAGGAUCAGAGAAAUUUAGUGCAGCAACAGGCACAAGCGAAAGCGCAAAUGCUUCGAUAUGAGGAUGAGUUGGCUAGGAAGCGACUGCAGACAGAUAAUGAAGCUCAGAGACGGCAUAAUGCUGAAUUGGUUUCGAUGCAAGAGGAGUCUUCUAUACGGAAAGAGAAAGCAAGAAUUGCCACGGAACAACAGAUUCAAGCACAGCAGCGCCAGACUGAGAAAGAGAGAGCUGAACUUGAGCGAGAAACAAUUCGCGUCAAAGCCAUGGCUGAGGCUGAAGGACGAGCUCAUGAAGCUAAACUUACUGAGGAGCAGAAUAGAAGAAUGCUUCUGGAUAAGAUAAAUGGUGAAAAGGAGAAAUGGCUUGCAGCAAUCAACACAACCUUCAGUCAUAUUGAAGGAGGAGUAAGGACCUUAUUAACUGAUCGAAGUAAAUUGAUUAUGACUGUUGGAGGAGUUACGGCAUUAGCUGCUGGGGUGUACACAACUCGAGAGGGUGCUAGGGUUACCUGGGGUUAUAUUAACAGAAUUCUUGGGCAGCCAUCACUGAUCAGAGAAUCGUCCAUGGGUAGAUUCCCAUGGGCAGGCUCAGUGUCUCAGUUUAAGAACAAACUUAGCACAGCUGCAGGGGCAGCAGCAUCUGCAGAAGGAGAAAAGCCCCUUGAAAAUGUAAUUCUUCAUCGUUCUUUGAAGACGAGAAUUGAGCGUCUUGCUAGAGCCACAGCAAAUACCAAGUCUCAUAAAGCACCAUUCCGAAACAUGAUGUUUUAUGGGCCUCCUGGUACUGGAAAAACUUUGGUGGCGAGGGAGAUUGCUCGGAAGUCGGGUCUUGAUUAUGCUAUGAUGACAGGAGGAGAUGUUGCUCCUCUUGGUGCACAGGCUGUUACAAAGAUCCAUGAAAUAUUUGAUUGGGCUAAGAAAUCAAACAAAGGGUUACUGCUUUUCAUCGAUGAAGCUGAUGCUUUCCUAUGCGAACGUAACAGCACUUACAUGAGUGAGGCUCAGCGCAGCGCUCUGAACGCAUUGCUCUUUCGAACCGGUGAUCAAUCACGGGACAUAGUUCUUGUCCUGGCUACAAACAGACCCGGAGAUCUCGACAGUGCAGUCACUGACAGGAUCGACGAAGUAAUCGAGUUUCCUCUCCCUGGUGAAGAAGAACGCUUCAAGCUCCUCAAGCUCUAUCUCAACAAGUACCUAAUGGGUGAAGACAAGAAAGGUGAGAAAGACUCAAACCUUAAAUGGAUCAACUCGUUCAAGAAGAAGAAGUCUCAGAAGAUAACCAUUGAAGGAGACCUAACCGACGAAGUGAUCAAAGAAGCUGCAAAAAAGACAGAAGGCUUCUCUGGUCGUGAAAUCGCUAAGCUUGUCGCCGGUGUUCAAGCUGCGGUUUACGGACGACCGGAUUGUGUCUUGGAUUCCCAGCUUUUUGAAGAAAUUGUGGAUUAUAAAAUCGAAGAACAUCACCAGAGAAUCAGACUUGCGACUGAAGUGGUGGUGUUGACGUGGCAAGAAGGUGUUUUGGGGAAAUGGGCAGAGUCGACGGCGAAGGAAAAGACCGGUUCAUGGGCUGGUUGGGUCUCCGACAAAAUCACCACUGGAUUUGGUACCAAGAAAGAGGAAACAGGAAUUUAUCAAAAAACUAAAGAGGAAGCAAGAAAAGCGGCCCGAGCCGCCGAAAACUAUGCUUAUGACAAGGCGCAAUACGUCAAGGACUCUGCUUAUGACAAUGCAGGUUAUGCCAAGGAUUUUGCUGAGAACAAGGCACAAUACGCAAAGGAUUUUGCUUAUGACAAGGCUGGUGAUGCAAAGAACAUUGCCUACGAAAAUGCGGGCUAUGCGAAGGAUUUCGCUUAUGAUAAGGCUAGUGAUGCAAAGGACAUGGCCUACGAAAAAGCGGGCUACGCUAAGGAUUUCGCCUAUGAUAAGGCAGGCAAUGCAAAGGACAUGGCCUAUGAGAAAGCAGGAUAUGCAAAGGAUUUUGCCUAUGAUAAGGGAGGCUACGCGAAAGAUUUUGCCUAUGACAAGGCGGGCAAUGCAAAGGAUAUGGCCUAUGAGAAGGUGGGAAAUGCGAAGGACAUGGCCUACGAGAAGGCGGAAAAUGUAAAGGAUUUCACAUAUGAUAAGGUAGGAGCUGCUUACGGAAGUGCGCAGAGUAUGAUGGACUCUGGUUAUGAAAAGGCCGGUGAUGCAAAGGACAUGGCCUAUGAGAAGGCGGGCUAUGCAAAGGACAUGGCAUAUGAGAAGGCAGGCAUAGCAAAAGACAUGGCCCAUGAAAAAGCUGAGAAUGCUAAGGACAUAGCCCACGAAAAAGCAGGAGAUGCUUAUGGAAGUGCGCAGAAAUUGAUGGACUCCGGCUAUGAUAAGGUCGGUAAUGCUAAGGACAUUGCCUAUGAAAAGGCAGGCAAUGUAAAGGACAUGGCCUACGAGAAAGCAGGCAAUGCCAAGGAUGUGGCUUAUGAGAAGGCUGGCAUUGCAAAGGACAUGGCCUAUGAUAAGGUAGGCAAUGCCAAGGACAUGGCAUAUGAGAAGGUGGGAUCUGCUUAUGGCAGUGCGCAGAAGGCGAAGGAUUCUGGUUAUGAGAAAGCUGGUGAGGCCAAAGACUUCGCCUACAAGAAGGCUGGCAAUGCGAAAGACAUAGCUUACGAAAAAGCGCAAGAUGCAAAAGACUUCGCAUAUGACAAGGCGGGUUAUGGAUAUGAAAAAACAGGUGAUGUGAUCAGGAUGGCUACAGACAAGAGUGGUGAAGCCUAUGAAGGAGCUAAAGAGAAGUCAAAGAGUGCCAAAGACAUGGCAGCUGAUAAAGCUGGACGUGCAAUGGAGUAUGGUAAAGACAAAGCAACAGAAGCAAUGGAUGAAUCUGUUGACUAUAUGAAAGAAAAAUCACACAAAGCCAAAGAUGGAGCAGCUAGAGGAUUCGAAGAAGCUAUGGAAAAAGUCGGCGAAAAGUACGGUGCAGCCAAAGAAUCCACAAAAUACGCUUAUGAAACCGCAAAGAAAAAGGCUUCUCAAGUUGCUGGAGAAAUAAGAGACCGUUAUGCUGAGCUCUAAAACCAAUUUGUUAUACAACAAUGUAAACAGA